ACUUCCAAAGAAUUUUAUUUUAACUACUGUUUAAGUGUUAAAGUCUACGAUGGAGUCCGAAGAGGUUAACUUUCUAAAAGAUCAAGUUCAAAGACUGAAUGCAGCAUUGUCAAAAUAUGUAUCAGGUUCCUUGGAUGAGCUUCCCCCUCUAGAGGGGCCACUAGCCCAGGAGGGACCUACAGCACCAUGGCUGACAGAAUUCAAUGUGUUAUCUCCCUUGAUUGCUGAGUAUGACCAACAGCUGAAUCAGUUACAACAGGAAGUGGACCUAUACAGAGAAGAAAUGGGUAACCUGAGGCCAGAGCUGGACAGAAUUGUAAAUGAAAAUAAUUUGUUAUCCGCUCAACUGAAGGAGAAACUGGACAACCAUCUGGCUGGCAUACCCGCUGAAUCAGAAGGAAGUGACUAUAGUCCUACAACUGAAAAUGAACAAGUCCUACACAAUCUGCAGACACAGGCAGACAGUGCCUUACAAGAAAAAGAAGCAGCAAUAUCUCGAUGGCAGGAGGCUGAUCAGGAGAUUGACAGAUUGCAAAGGCAGCUUCAGAGUGAGAAGGACAGUCACCAAUGGAGAGUGGUUGAACAGCAGGCGCAGAAGAUGCAGACAGAGUAUUAUGAGACUGUUGGGGCCUUAAACAAAGAGUUGGAAGACACUCAACAAGACUUGAGGUUAACUAAACAGGAAUUAGAAGCAAAAUUGAUGGAAAACAAAGAUCUGAAGAAAGGCAACAAAGAUUUAGAACAGCAGCUGCAAUGGAAGGACCAAGAAAUAGCUGAUAUUCUCUUUAAAGAAGGCGUGUCAGACAGCAGAGUGGGUGAUAUGAAGAAAAUUUUAGACAAUCUGCAGCAAAAAUUAACAACAAAAACAAAAGAAUCAGAUUCCAUGAAGAUGGACAAAGAUGGAUUGGAGGCUAGAGUGAAGGAAAUGCAGAAAAGAACUGCUGAACUGGAGGCGAAGGAAGUAGAUGCUGUCACACAAGUCAGAGAUGCAGUACAGAUGGUGGAAAAUGCUGUUUUGGAAAAAGAACAGGCUGAGGUGGAAGUAAAACAGAGAGAUGAAGAAAUCGAGAAGCUGCAAGAUUCCAUUAAUAAACUGAUUAAUGAAGCUGGGAUUCGCACCAGACAAGAGGUUGAUAACAUCCGACAACAAAGCAAUGAGAGAAUCACAAAACUUACAGAGGAACUUCAUAGUCUGGAGAUGGAGAGUGCAGAAAAGUCUGAGAUGUUACAGAGAGCCAUCAGAGAAAAACGAAUGGUGGAAGUUGAACUAGAAAAGUCUUUUAAAGAAUCUAUGGCCCAAGCAGCAAAGGAGAAGGAUGCAUUUGAAGACCUAAACAGACGAGCUGUGAACGCUGAGAGAAGUCGAGAUGACAAUGAUGUAAAAUUGGACUCAUUACAGAAUGAAUUGCGCCGUCAAGAAAUGAACAAUGAACAGCUGAAGGAUCAGUAUGAAACACAGUUUAUGCAGAUGAAGGAUAGAAUGAAGCAGAUGGAGAAUGAAUUUGAAUAUCUCAAUGAUGACCGAGUACGCCUUCAGAAUGAGGCUGAUGAAAUGAAGAAAUCUGUAUCAACAGCCAAUAAGGAGAAGGAGUUUGCACUGCGCAAAUACCAAAAGGAGAUGACAAUCUUGGAAAAUGAACAACAACAGAAGAUGCAGGAUUAUGAAGUAAGAUUGCAGAGUUCUGAAGAUGCCAACCGUCAUGCUAUGGGGGAACUAAGAAAGCUAUUGACAGGACAACAGAGAAUGUCUGCCAAGUGGAAAGAAGAGUGUGAGACAAUAACUAAAAAGUUUGAAGUGAAAAUAAAUGACAUGAGAACAGAGAUGAGUCAUGUACGUAAGAGGAACGAUGAAUUAACAACUUUACUACGGGACAGCCAAGCAAAAACAAUGGAGGCAGAAAAGAUGAUCACUGAUUAUGCGCGGAACAUCUAUCGUAUGGAGGAGAGAGUGCGGGAAUCUGAAACACGAGCAGCAGAGGCCACGAAACAGUUGUCUCGACAAUCUGUGAGACAGAGACAGAUACAAAGUGAGCGGAGAAGUCUGAUAAACGAAUUACAGCGAAGUACAUCAGGGUCACCAAACAGAUCCGCCAGACUUGGUGACUCAAUGGUAAUUGGAGAACUAUCCACCAGUCACAGAAAUUUAGACAAUUCAGCAAUACAUAUGUCCAAGUUCAAAAGAGAUCAGGAGGAUGCUUUAUCUGACCGAUGACAAAGGUGAUAAAUGACCCAGCUUUUUGUGCCUUUGGUACCAAUAUAAGGGUACUGUUUUAUUUUAUGAGGAUUAUCAGGCACUUUCUUGUGUAAAACCUCCAAACUGUUGUGAGUACAGUGUGGGUACAGUCUCCAGAGCAGAUUAAAACAUAUCUGGGUGAAAGGGACUACCUCAAAUCAUUAAGCACAUCAGUCAACGGUCUCAAAGUGCUCAUGCAUAUGUGUCAACCUCCGUCCAAUAAGCCAUCCGGUGAAGAGACACAAUAAUACAAUUACACCAGUCUGAUACCCUGGGCUUCUAGAAUUUUGGGCCCGAUGGAAAUUUUAUAGAUGUCACUUCAUUUGGAUUGUGACGUGAAUAGCUGAAAAUUCACAAUGAAAUUAUGCCACUAACUUUUAGAAUGACAGUGUCAAUACAAAAUGUCACACAAGUCUGGACAGGGUCAGUAUGUACCAUGAUAAUGUUUUCAUCAAAGAAACAGCAGUAAUAACUGUCCAAGUUUUAUUUUUACAAAUGUGUAAUAACUUUGGAAAUAUCAUUUAGUUUCUUACAAUAAUGUCAUGUUUCUUGUACCUGUGUUCAACUUUAAGAAAAACUUUAUUCUGAAUGGUGAAAGUUUAGGCCUAUUUCACUUUUCCUUGUUUGAUUACCAAUUCAUGAUAUAUAGGAUUUAGCAAAUUUCUAAGGUAAAGGUCAAAUUCAUCAUUCCCAUAAAUGAAAGGAAAUUUCUCAAGUACUGUCAAAUGAAUGAGUAAAUACAAUUUGUAUAAUCCUGAAUGUCCUAGUGUUCUAGUUUUAUACCAUUUUCUUUUUACCCAUAAUGAAAUUAGCUGCAUGGUGACCUCAUGAUUUAACUUAGAAAGACCUAUAUCAAGAAAAUGAAAUGUUGCAAAAUUUUCAUUUAUGUAUUUAUCUUUACCUAUCUACUGGCAAGCGUUAUUGCUCAAAAAUAUAUUUAUACAUAUAUAUUUAACAUAUCAAAUCAAAAUAAUUUGCAAUUAAAUUAUUUUUGUACACAGUUCUGUACUGCAUGUUGUUAUGACAAUAUAUAGUUGUUUGUAAGAAUGUGUAAGUAGUAGAUGGUCAGUAUGGCUUGUCAUUUUAAUGUAUUUAU
This is a messenger RNA of Ylistrum balloti, 3329 nucleotides long. RefSeq names its product sodium channel and clathrin linker 1-like. The record is from RefSeq and is a predicted model, not a curated record. Gene Ontology annotation, cellular component: centriole; centrosome. NCBI's taxonomy places the organism in Eukaryota, Metazoa, Mollusca, Bivalvia, Pectinida, Pectinidae. The transcript is spliced from 22 exons. Gene Ontology annotation, biological process: cilium assembly; centrosome cycle; clustering of voltage-gated sodium channels. Bases 50 to 2212 code for a protein of 720 amino acids.